CCUUUGCCCUUUGCCUAGCUAUAUAAACCCUACUUUCCUUCUCUUAGUCUUCAUCAAUAACCAUCUUGUCCAAGUUAAUUACUUGGUUUUUCUACCACAAGAUGGCUUCUAGGUUUCUUCUUCUUGCUCUUCUUGGUGCCCUUGUUUGCACCGUUAUUGAUGCUAGGAAGCUUGGGAGUGAGAAGGGUUCGUUUAGGGAUGAGAAGAACUUCUUUCAUCGUCCAGGGUUUGGAGGAGGAGGUGGAGGCGGUUUUGGCGGUGGCGGAGGAGGAGGGUUGGGUGGAGGUGCAGGAGGAGGGUUGGGUGGUGGUGCAGGAGGAGGGUUUGGUGCUGGUGCUGGUGCCGGUGCCGGUGCCGGUGCCGGUGGUGGAGCCGGAGGAGGGUUUGGAGGAGGCGGUGGUGGAGGAUUUGGCAGCGGAGGUGGAGUUGGUGGAGGAUCAGGGUUUGGAGGAGGAGCCGGGUUUGGUGGUGGUGCCGGUGCUGGUGGCGGACUUGGAGGAGGUGGUGGUGGAGGGUUUGGAGGCGGCGGUGGCGGUGGACUCGGCGGUGGUGCCGGUGGAGGAUUUGGUGGUGGAGCUGGAGCUGGAGCUGGAGCUGGAGCUGGUGGUGGAUUUCCAUGAAAACAUUAAUAUUGUUGCACUCUCCAUAUAAAGAGGACAUUCUAGAUAAGCAGCUAUUCUUUGUGUUUAGCAUUAAUAACAUGUAACUUUCAUAAUGUUCACGUACUUAUUCACUUGUUUGUUUCAAGCAUUUAUGUUUCAAGUGAAAAUAAUUAAUUCUUAAAUUGAAUGUUAUUAACUCUUGUUUAGCGUUAUUA
Glycine soja is the source of this 817-nucleotide messenger RNA. Its product is annotated as glycine-rich protein 5-like. The record is from RefSeq and is a predicted model, not a curated record. Bases 102 to 620 code for a protein of 172 amino acids. The transcript has a single exon. Lineage: Eukaryota; Viridiplantae; Streptophyta; Magnoliopsida; Fabales; Fabaceae.